Mugil cephalus (flathead mullet) is the source of this 2025-nucleotide messenger RNA. Its product is annotated as intermediate filament protein ON3-like. Gene Ontology annotation, cellular component: keratin filament. The record is from RefSeq and is a predicted model, not a curated record. Bases 127 to 1188 code for a protein of 353 amino acids. The transcript has 9 exons. Lineage: Eukaryota; Metazoa; Chordata; Actinopteri; Mugiliformes; Mugilidae.
AGAGUUUUGAGGAGGUGACGGGUGGCCGCUGUCUACGUUAAAAGCAGGUGAUGUAGAGGGUCCGAGGUUGCCUUCGCCUUUCUCACCUGUUCAUCCAGACGUCAGCUCGCUCUUUCAAGCUCCAUUAUGUCCAAACCGGGAGACUUCAGCAGCCAGACCUACAGCCCGGGUAGCUCGGGACCGACCAAAAGCUACCCGACCACCAAAGUGGACUCGUCGGGUAAAUCCCGGGAGAAGGAUGACAUGGUUGGACUCAAUGACAAGUUCGUCCAGCUGAUCGAUAAAGUCAAAAAGGAGGAGGACGAGAAUAAAAAGCUUGACACGAAGCUGAAGAUCCUCAAGCAGCAGGAGGAUUACAAUGGGAAGGUCGAGGAGCUCGUGAAGCAGGAGGAGCGCAUCCUGGAGCAGCAGAUUGAGCAGCUGCUCAUCGACCAGGAGAAGCUGAAGGACGGACUGGAAACGGCCCAGAAGGAGGUGGAAGAUACUAAGAGGAGGUAUGAGGACGAACUGAGAAAGAAAGUUGAUUUGGAGAAUGAUUUUGUCAUCGCCAAAAAGGCUGUGGACGAAAGUCACUUGGAGGAAAUAGAUAAGGCUCUGGAGUUGGAGGACCUGAUGCGAAAGCUGGACUUCCUCAGGGAAGGCUUCGAAGAGGAGAUCAAGGAGCUGGAAUCCCAGGUCCAGAACGAGACAGUGGUCAUACGUGACAGCAACAAGCGGAAUCUGGACAUGAACGAGAUCAUCGAGUCUGUCAGGGCUCAGUAUGUCAACAUGGCUGCCCGCACCAGGGAGGAAGCUGAGCAGUGGAACCAAAGAAAAAUGGAUGCUUUGGUGACAUCUGCAGGACAGCGUGAGCAGGAAGUGCGUGACAUAAAGAGGGAGAUCUCGGAUAUUAUACGCUUAAUCCAGAGGCUCACAGGAGACCUGGAUGCUCUCAAGAGGAAGCAAGAGCAUCAGAGCAAAGAAAUUGAUGACAUUAGAAAAGAAGGCGACGAGCGCAUUGAACAAGCCCGGAAGAACAUCGCCCAGCUGGAGGAGGCCCUGAAGCGGGCCAAGCAGGACUUGGCGGGACAGAUCCGAGAGCACCAGGAGCUGCUGAACCUCAAGCUGGCCCUGGACAUCGAGAUCGCCACCUACCGCAAGCUGCUGGAGGGCGAGGAGCAGAGGAUUCUCUACGCUCGAGAUUACUAAAAAACAAACCAACCAAUCCAAGUCCUUACUUGCAUGCAGACGUUCACCCGCCAUCGAAGCAACACCUGCCAGAGAAGCCACAAGCUGCAGAGCCCACAGCCAUCCCGCUAACCACCACCACCACCCCCACUACCACCACUAUCCUACCGGAGCACCCCAAGAAGCGCUUGGUGAUCCGGGUGGAAGUGGAAAUGGGACGGGUCGUGUCCGAAAGCACCCAGUACACUGAGUGACUGACUGGGACUUUCCUACCCAUGCCUUUGUCUGCAACAUUACAGUAUAUCCUCAAAAUGUGAAUUAAAAAAAAACUUCAAAUUAAUUUAUGUUAAAUUAAACUUUUUAGAAUCCUAAUUUUGAUACAAUCAUUAGUACAUGUUGCUUGUGUGCUUUCUGGUAGCGUUAACAAUUUCAUGGCAGGCUGAAUAUUUUUGGAGAACUGUUUGCAUUUGUAAAGACUUGUUGUGUUUCUUUUUGUUUUCUUGUAGUUGUUUUCUUCUUACAUCUGUGCCCUGAAUGGGAAUGAGGUUUUGUGGUUAAACAAGUGUUUCUGUUUAGUUGGUUCUUGCAUUCGUAGUAUAAGGUUUACGAAGACAAUAUAGCGCCGAAGAAUCGCAAGAGGGUCACGUCAUGGUGAAGCUUUUUCGUAUUUCUGAACGCAAAAUAGCCUCUUUAUUUUUCGUUGUUUGUUUCAGUGGUACUGUAAUGUAUGUCCUGCGUCUUUACAAAAUCCUGUAGGAGGAAAUGUUGCCUGAAAUAUCCUGUAAACAUCCCGGACAUUGGAAUUGUUCUCUUUCUUGUGUGUCUCUGUGCCUGAAAUAUGCCAAAAUUAUCACAACA